Molecule: messenger RNA, 1257 nt
Organism: Kwoniella botswanensis
Lineage: Eukaryota; Fungi; Basidiomycota; Tremellomycetes; Tremellales; Cryptococcaceae
Exons: 4
Coding region: 1-1257 (418 amino acids)
Source: RefSeq, a predicted model, not a curated record
AUGCUAGGCAAACUCACAUCCUUCUUGUCUUCCUCUGAACCCCUUCCCUCCUCUCACACCGCACCAAGACGAGCAGAUACCUAUGUCGCUAUAUCGAAAGAACUGGAAAAAGAGCAUGUACCCGUAUCAGAGUCUGAUUGCGUUUCAUGUUCAAACCCCUGCGCCACUUCAGACGGCGACGGAGCAGGAGCGGGGAGUAUAACAGAAGUCAUAUAUGAUGGUAAAUCUUAUGAAGAAUAUGUAUUGGAGAAAUACGGUGAUCUAGGGGAAUUGCCUAAAGGGUUUGAUAUGGAUUGGGAAACUGAGUUGCAAGGUUCAUCAAAAGGUGGGAAGGGCAGGGUAGUAGUUAUAAGCACGGGUAAGAGCGACUGGGAAAGGGAUCAUGUGGACGAGAAAGGUUCUCUAGCUCAUUACUUGGACAAAGCCAUCUCAUCUGCCCCCUCAAUACCUUCUCCUCCGAGCGAUAAAUCGACCAAAAGCUCUUUAUCGUACAUAAACCCUUCUGCCUUUCCAGCACCUUCCCAACCGUUGUCCCAUCCCAUAUCGACUCCACCAUCAUUAUAUUCAUCAUCGUUGAUCUCGCAAUCUGACGAUCCAUCCGAUCAAUCCGUAUUGGUAUUUCCAGACUGGAAGGUCGUUCAUGAGAUUGAUAAUUCCCUCAAUGGUGCCAAGGCAUUAUACAAGAAUCAGUUAUCGGGUGAAUUGGGUAGAGCAGGGAGGAAGGGUGUAGAUGAGGAUGAUGAAUUGGCUAGAAGAAGGAGCUGGGUCCUACCAUAUCGGGCGGUUGUGUUACUUUGUUCUCACAAACGCCGUGAUAAGCGAUGUCAUAUUGCCGCUCCCCUCCUCCGUUCAGCCUUACAUACCGUUCUAUCGAAAUACGAUAUAGACAUUGACGAGGAUGGAUCUUCCCUUUCACACCUUGAUGGACCUCCUUUGGAAGAGAUCGAGGGGACAGACCAAGAGCGGGAAGAGGAAGUGGGUAAGAGGAUAGAGGGUAUCGAAGGUGUUCAAGGAGGUGAGGGAGGUCAAGUGGGGAUAUUCAACAUCAAUCAUUUGGGUGGACAUAGGUAUGCUGGGGUGAUGAUUAUCUUACUCCCCUCAGGAGCUUACAUUUCCUACGGAAGAGUCACGCCACAAGAGAUACCUAGAGUAGUAGAAGAUACAAUUUUACAAGGCAAGAUCGUCCCUGGAUUACUAAGGAAUGCAGUGGGUGUUCAGAGGGAGAUUAACGGUGGGAAAGGAUUUUUGACUUGGUAG